AUGAACCGUGUUAAUGCAAGUAUGCGGGGGAGGCCUGCCGCUCCUGACCUGCGACCCGUGCCUCACGCCGCAUAUUAUAGGAAACACGCGCAAUUUCUGGUCUCUCUUCCUCCUCUCGAUCCGCGCCUUGCGCCAAACGCAUCUCAGCCAAAUGCAUCUCAGCUGCAGGCACACCGGAUCCGCCCGCCGCGCCACGCGCUGUCGGCCGCGCCCCGCCGUGAGCCGCGCCCCGCGCGCACGCCGUUGGCUGCGGCCUGCCCGCUGCCCGAGCCGCGCCUACGCCGGUGGCCGCAGACAGGCCGCGCCCCGCCGCCCGCCGCGAGCCGCGCCUACGCCGGUGGCCGCGCUCCGUCCGUCGCUAGCCCGCGCACACAUCGGUGGCCGCCCCUUCGCCACCGUGAGCCCGCUGGUCGCGCGCACGCCGGUGGCCGCGCCCCCCGCCGCGAGCCCGCUGCCCGAGCGGCCGCGCCGGUGCCCGCUCCUCUCGAUCUCCGAUGGCCUUCUCCACGUACGCGUCCUCGCCCGCCCGAGCCGCGACUACCCCCACCCAGAUCAGCGCAGCAACAAAGGAAGGAAUUAACCAUGAGAAUGGAAGGGCUGCUGUACAGCAAGGUGCAGGAGGGGAAGCUCUUCGCCUUGCACCGCGUCAACACCGCCCUACAGGGCCCCUUCUUCUCUGUGUUCGACAUCUCACCAGGCUCGCCGUUGACCUCGACCAGGGAGCUCCCGGUGAUGCUCGAGGCCUCCCGAAGCCCCGGUGCCGCCAACGCUGCCACAUGGGACUUCUUCGCUGCGGGCAAGGGAUCCCACAAGGUCUCCCUCGGUGGUGAUUUCAGCAUCCAGGUCGGAAACUGGACAGAUGACUUGAAAUCGUUGAUUUGGGAACUUAGCAAUGCAGAUAAAGAAAUAAAAACUACUUCAGCAUGGGUUUUGCCCAGAGCCAAUCAGAACAAUGUUAUUAUAAAAAAAGUCAGAACAAUGUUCUUGUUCAAAAUCAGAUCCUGUGAACUCUCUGAAUGCAGUAAUGACAGAUUCAGAGGAUUGCCCAUCUCCACCAAUAACAGCUUCAAGCGUCAGGCUAUCAGUACAAAAACCUCUAGAUUCUUAAAAUGAGAUAGGAGUGUUCAGUACAGCAAGGUCAAGAGAAACAAAAUAGUAUUGUAAAGGGGAACCUUUUGAAAUAGAAGACACAAAGAGUAAAGUUGGAGCGCUUACUGCUGACUUCUCAGGUAGGCACAUGUGCCUUUGCUCCUCUCUACUAAUUAGUGCAUUAUCAUGGCCAUUUCGUAUUAUCAAGACAAAACUGUUAAUGUACUUGCAAAAAUAAUCCUUUUUUUAGCAAUGGUAUUAUUUGGAUUGCAUGUAAUUUUGACGCUCAAUGAUUUUCUAUAUAACUGAAAUGCUAGAACAUUCCAAAAGAUGAUUAUGGAGAUAUUCCUUACAAGAAUGACACCUUCAGACACAAAUGUCUUUUUUUGCGAUAAUGGAUAUGCUGAUGUUAUAUAAUUGUCAAAAAAAAACUGGACCAUUUUAUUCUCAUAAUGAGUUGAUUCAUAACUAAUGGGAAGAUACAUAAUUGGCCAACUUUGAGUAUGGAUGAAAAUCUCCAGAUGACUGCAAAGAUCGUUGUGGUUUGCAAUGAUACAAGCAUUGGCCCACUGAGCAUUAUUAUGUUUCUAUUGGGUCGCUGCGUCCUUUUCUAUUUAGUGAGGUGAAUAAUAUACAAGGGGUAAGUAGCUUAUUAAUUUAUACUAUUAUAAUAGGGUUAUAAUAGGAUGCUUUCUACAUGUCAAUAUUCAAUUAUUAAAAAUACAAUGGGAAGAUAAAAAGGUUAGGAGAAGGAAUAUGAGUUGUGAUCCUGUGGGGUAUGAAAACAGGUGUUAGCUAGGAUUCAUAUGGAAAUAGGGUGGUAGAGGAUAAGGAUUUUCAUUUUUUAUUAGGCAUCUUUAGUUAAAAUUCAUAUUGAUUUGAUCCUUAUGUUCAAGCAAGGUGCUCUUGCAUUUUCAUGGAAAUAUCUUGUGUCACCACUGUGUGAUGGAUAUCUUGUUUGUUUGCUCAGAAGUCAAGAUCCAUCACUCCUAAAUGUUGCUUAAAAUUUAAAGCAAGUUUUAUGUAUCUAUGGAUUCUUUAGCCUCGUUGGAUAUUUUUAGCCAUAUAUUUUUCUUCUCUGUUGAAAUCAUAACAUGUUCAAAUUAUAUAUGUUAUCCAUUAAAUGUAUUAUACUAUGAUUGUGGUCUAAUUCUAUACACUUCGGACUCCAUAUGGGCAAGGGGGGUGAGUAUGUUUUCCAGCAGUUCGAAGUUGACAUCUACAUCAAGAUUGAGAGUUCGCGUUUUAGACUAAACAUGAGGAACAAUUAGGAUACUUUGAGAGCUGACCUAUACCAAGGCCAUGGACAAUUAAUAUAUUCGGGUGAAAAAUCUGUUGAGAUUGUUGGAAGGCGUAUUGUCCAGUCUUCGUUAUUCAUGGGAGGACUUCAAAUGAUGUUAUCUGUGCUCUUCAUGACUGUAAUUUCACAAACUUUAUUUUUAAAUAUUUAUUUUUUAUAGUAUUAUUAUCUUA
Sorghum bicolor (sorghum) is the source of this 2562-nucleotide messenger RNA. Its product is annotated as protein IQ-DOMAIN 14. Gene Ontology annotation, cellular component: nucleus. Gene Ontology annotation, molecular function: cysteine-type deubiquitinase activity. The record is from RefSeq and is a predicted model, not a curated record. The transcript has 4 exons. Bases 1 to 1113 code for a protein of 370 amino acids. Lineage: Eukaryota; Viridiplantae; Streptophyta; Magnoliopsida; Poales; Poaceae. Gene Ontology annotation, biological process: protein deubiquitination.